AUGACGUUCCUGUGUUACAUUUGCAAUCAUCUGCAUGUUCUUGGGUUAGAGGUCAGCGUUCCCUUGCCUCCUCGAAAUGUCCACACAGUAUCACGUCAUAUGGCCAAGGAGAGCAACACAUUUAGGGCAGGCACAAGAGACGACGCGACACACUCUUCCUCUGGUAACUGGUCUGCUUCCUCCAGCACCAGGACGUCUGUAGAAUCGGAUCAUCACCGACCAGUUGCAUCUCCUACAUCUUCUCUUGAGCAAGACUCCAUCCAGUCAGAGUCCUUACAAAUCAGAUCAUCUUCUCCUUCAAGCAAUCAGAGAACAAACUCUAGAACAACAGACGACUUGCCCUCAACCUCUUCCCAUGCAAGUGACGGCACUCUAACUCCCACCCAAGACAUUCAAGAUAUUCCAUUUUUAGAUGAUGACACAAGUUCUGCCUAUUCUUGUGAUACAGAAGGCUAUUACACAUCAUUCCAUAUAGAUAGUGGCCUGCGUUCUGUAAGUUACGAAGGGAAUAAACUGGCUAGUGAAAGUGAGUACGAGCUUUUUGGAAAGGGAAGCACUGGCACAACGAACAGUUCAGCAAGCUUGGGCACUGUUGUCAUGAGGAACCCAGAGAAAAAGACCCCUCCUAAGCCCCCACAAAGGGUGAGCUCUUUAGAGAGAAAACAAGAAAAUCGUGAAAGUGUGAUAACAGUAAUACAUGUGAAUGGAUCCACUUCCUCUCGUGAAGAUGUGGCUGGGGAUGUUCCUGACAAGAGUGGGAGUCAGGAUGGUGACAGCAGGAGUUCUCGGGAUGGUGACAGUGGUAGAGAGACCUCCAGUUCUCCCACAGAACCCACAAGUCCUCGACAGCCUAGUCUACCUUCACCAGAGCUUGAAUUCUCUGAGUCAGACCUGGAAGUUGAUAGGCAGGAAAUAUUCCGUGUGAAGACAACCAUAAAUUCAAGUCGUAUCCCUUCCAUGUGUGUUAUAACUCCUCCGCAGAGUGAUGAUGAAAGUGUCAGGUCUGGAAGUGUUCCUCUUUCUCGUGAUAGUUCAGGAUCGCAGCUUGAUAACCAGGGACAGCAAGCACCUGCUCAGGGAUCUCAUGGCACCCUUGCCAGUCAGAGUAGUACUUCUGGUGUUACUGCAAAGCUGCACUCUUUUCACAAUACUGGUGCAAAAGGUGGAGGUGCUACUGGAGGUGGUAGAAGUGUUGUAGAUGAUGGCAGCAGUGAAAAGAAAGACACUCUGUCAAAGUUGCCCCAGUUACCACAUGGCUACACCCCAACACUCACUGUCAUUCCACGAAGUAAGGAUGGGGACAUCAAUGCCCAUCUUAAAGGUAUUAUGCAUACAGCAGCAGUAGCCUCCCCAGCCCGCCCAGACCCUGAACAGCCUGUGUUGAUUAGGCCUUCAUUGGUCAAGCAAGCUGAACGAGAAAAAAGGUUAUCACAAGAGAGUGAUGACAAGCAGAAGGCUGAAUUACAAAAGCAAUUAUCAAAAGAGGAACUGUCAAAAUCUCAAAGUGAGAAAACUCAGACACACAGCUCUGAAUUAGUAUCCUACAAGGAACUUCCUCCUCCAACUACAACUGCUUCACACCCAUUCAGUGCAGUACCCACCAGUGUUAAGCAAAAUGUUGUAAUUACACCAACUAACUCUUUGGAGAGAAGGAAAGUCAAUCCAUCAAAGCCAGGUGCUCGGGUAACGUUGAACUCAGAUGGAAAGGUUGUUUAUUCGUCGGACAGUUUACCACGACGCAAAGGACACUCAUCUUUUGAACCUGGUCCAUACAUCAAACAGGUUGUAAAUACAACACAACCUCAAGCUUCAGGAGGUACCAGUAUUUCUCAAACAAUGACUGUGUCCCACAUGAAGUCUUCUGUUUCUACUGCACCAAGUAGUAUAUUGCACACACCGCUGCCACCACCUCCAACGACUAGCUCUACUACUAUUACAGCACCUCAACCACAUCCAAUGGCGCACAGGCCUCAGCAGCCCCUCCCUACUUCAGCCACACAAUUCACCCCUCAGCCUCAUACUCAAACCCAAACCCAGACCCCAGUGCAAGCCAGUUUGUCUCAGUCCAUAACUUCUAAAGCUCCUUCUUCACAACCUCAGACAGUCCCCUCUUCCCAGACAUUACCCCAUGUAAAAUCACAUGCUGCCCCAGCUGUACAGACUGGUCCAUCUACACAGUCUCUCACAACACCUUUACAAGUAAUAUCAACUCCUCAACCUCAGAUAACAACAGCUACUCAGUCUCACAUGACUCCAUCUGUACAAACAAUUUCCAGCACAGCUUCACACCCUGUUUUACACACCUCCACAGAACAGCAGCAGAUAAAACCAGGCUUGUACCCAAUGCACCCAAAAGGCACUAGUGCUCCUACCACUGUUCCCCUUGCUGUGAGCAUGGCACCUGCACCAUCAUCAUUACAAUCAACAAGUUUGACAGGCCAACAGUCUCGCCCACCUCAGUCACUUCCUCACCAACGACUGCAACAAACAUUACAACAGCCGCAAUCACCAAGUAGUCAAAGACAAGUAGCCUUUGCUUCAAAAACUGAAGAUGAACAGAGUUAUGCAGAGAAGCAUAAACUUGAAAGUGUUGCUGGAAGCUCAAAUAGUAUUUAUGGGACCACCCAGCAGCAACAGCACCUGAAACAGCAGCAGCAGAUAUUUCAAGCACGACAGGAAGCACAGAGGGCAGUUCAACAGCAGCAGUUGCAGCUACAGCAACAGCAGUUACAGCAGCAACAACUACAACAACAACAACUACAACAACAACAAUUACAGCAACAGCAGCUACAGCAACAGCAACUGCAACAACAGCAACUACAGCAGCAGCAGCUACAACAACAGCAACUACAGCAGCAACAGCUACAACAACAACAGUUACAGCAACAACAGUUACAACAACAACAACAGUUGCAGCAGCGGCAGCAACAGCAGCAGUUGCAACAGCAACAUUUACAACAGCAGAUUUAUCAGACAAAGGAAGAAGCUCAGAGACAUUUACAUCAGCAGCAGAUGCUUUUGCAACAACAGCCCUUAUACCAGACUCAGCAAGAGGUAUUCCAGGCACGUCAACAGUUACACCAGCAAACUGCACAAGCACAGCCUGUUAUUACUUCUGCUGGUGUGAUCAUGGCAUCUCAGGGAGCACCCAUGUCUCCUAGAAGUCAACGUGCUGGAGCCUAUGUACAUGUUCAAGGUCAGACGGCUCAGGUGGCAACACCUCCCCCACAGUCCACUCAGGGCAGUCAGUCAUCAGCUAAGAUUCCCCCGCGUCCUCAGAGUGCACAUGGAUACCCACCUGGAGGUACCACCUCCCGGGCACCCACCCCUGUGCAAGGCCCUGUAACCUCCAGUCCUAGGCGUGGGGCCCAACCCAGCACAAUGGCCCUAACUCACCCCCACCUGCGCACAGAUUCAGGUACUCACUUCAGUAGUGCACUGUCACAGGCACCAUGUUUAGAUCAAGAACUUGACCCUUCAACAGAUCGUGUAUUGUUAGCCUUGGCCCAUGCCCGCUUAGCUUCCCAGAAACCUGUAGCUUCUACUCACACUAGUUCAGUGCCAACAACAGAGCAGGUUAAAUAUGGUAAACUAUCAAAUGACUUUGCAUCCAAGGGUAAUUUCAGAUUAGAUCACAUUAAAGUCUCAAACACGGAAAUGGCAAGAUCAAUUCCUAGUCCAUUUCAAAGAAAUAAUAGUUACAAGUUGGCCACUGCCCCUUUGUCAGAAGCUACAAAUAGUUUAUUCCAUCGAGGUGAAGGCCAUGCCAAUAUCAAUUCUGUGCAUUAUGAACUUCCAGUGAUAAACAAUAGUACAAUCCAUGGACCAAGGGCUACUGUUGGAAAUUCUGGUAAUACCUAUAGAAGGCUCAACUUUUCUCUUGAUAGUCAUAAAUAUGCAGGGCAAGGUUUGGGUCGAGGCAAGACUCUGGCACAGAAACGCCCAGUUAGUCCUUUUAGUCCAGGUCAAAUAGUUAACCCCAAUACACUCAGGCGCAGAUUCUAUGGAGCUCAGGUCAUGGUAAAUCCAGCGGUAGUAAAUGAAUUAAAAUCCCCAAAAGCUGCAGGUACAAGUAAGGAGAACAAGGUGAAAGAUGAGGCCAAUAAGAAUGAAAAUAAAUCCAAAUUCAGCCCAGUGUCAAAGUUCAGCUUGAGUGCUGGCACCAGACCAAGGGUUGUUGGGAUUGUGAAAAAGCCUCCAUCUCCAGUAACAGAUACAGAGAUUUGGUUGCAGUAUGUUCUAGUUCUGUCAAAAGCUCUUGUUAGUGCAAUUGGACAAAUUUUGCAAAUAUAUUUUAACUGGAAGUUAGUACACCUUUUGGUGUCUUCAGGUAUGAUGUAUGGGUCACAGCGCAGCCUCCAAAGUGUGGGCUUGGUUGUCGAGGGUCGAGGCGGAAGGGAACAGCAGCCCCCGCGUCCCAUGUCCACCUCACCUCCUCCCUACAACGAUCACCACAAUCUCAUAGACAGUGAUAUAUAUGGCAGGAUUGGGAUGACACGACAUGUACAAGUUGGCCAGACUUUGCCUGCUGGCUUUGGAAGGCACCAAAGGGGCUACAGCUCUCUACCACCUUCCAGGAGGCAAUCUUUCGAUCCACAGAUUGCUCAACAGCAACAGCAGCAGCAGGAACAGCAGCAACAGCAAAAGCAGCAGUUGUCCAGGAGAUCCAGUGUUGCUUCAUACACAGCUGGAAUGGACAGCAGGGGACUAAGAAGGUCAGCUGCCUCCAAUCCCAGCACACCAGAAAAAGUUUUAGACAAGAAGGAUAAAUCUAGCAAAAAAGACAAAGAAAAGGACAAGGAGAAAAAGAAAAAAGAAGACAAGGAGAAAAAGAAAAAAGAAGCUAAAACUGAAAAACCAUUAAAGAAAAAGUGGUUCUGGACAUUGCCCUUAAGAAGAAAGAAGAAGAAUAAGGAGGAGAGUGCUGAUGAUGAUGAUGGAGGAUUCAAAGCAGCUUCACAGAAAGGAGCAAGGAAGCUGGUGCAUGCGGAUGACUCCAGUUUUAUACGCUAUCCUUCUCCUGACACUGGAUCUUCUGAUAUGAACUCCUCAUAUUCUAGUGAAAUGUCCGGAGAUCAUAGUUACCGCAGUAGUCCAUCUGCUGAGGUAUAUUAUUAUAGCCGUAGAGCACAGCAUCAGACUAUACAACAGCAGCAGCAACAGCAGCAGCAACAGCAACAGCAGCAACAGCAGCAGCAACAGCAGCAACAACAGCAGCAGCAACAGCAACAGCUCCAUCAGCAACAUCAGGCUAGUGUGGGUGUGGGACCAAGAUCUCUGCCUACAACACCAGUAUCUCCUCCAGACAGUAGCCAGUCAUCCUUUGUUGCUGUUAAUCCCACAGCCCAGAAUGUAAUGUCUGAGGACACAGAAUUAAAUGCUUGUGAUCUGUCUCGUGGACGGCGCUACAUGAGUCGUGAGGAACUGUAUGCUGCCAUGCGUCACCCUCAGUAUUAUAAUUAUCAUAGAGGUACAAUGGCUGGCCCCACAGGGGAUUUCACCAGCCAGAAUAACACUCCCUCAUCUAGUCGCAGUACUUCUCCUGCUGUAUUUGGAGUGAGCCCUUUGCCAUCAUAUACUGUAAGACCUCAGGCACAAACUACCUAUGGUGCUUGGCCUCCUGACCAACAGGUUCCCCAGCAACAGUCUGGGGUUUCCCACAGAGAGUCACCAUCUCUCUACCAGACCCAACCCAGUGCACAGGAUGAUGAUUCUCCCACAGAAGUGGAGCCUCCUUUACCAUAUCAGAAUUUAUCCGAGGAAGCAUCUAUGAAGUAUGAACCUUCAAAACCCAGUCAGUUUUCUGCAGGUAAAUCUGCAAGUGCACAUCAGAACCAGCAGAUGCAAAUAACACAAGCUCAGCAAAAUCAAUCUCAGCCUCUCUCCUCUACCCCAAAACAAACAACCCGAGUGGAUUUCAAGAAAAUGAUUCUCAACCAGAGUAUGAGUUCUGCUGGGGGAAACCAGAGAAUAUCAGCGGUGGAGAUGUUGAAAGCAUCACGUCCAGGCAUUUAUGGGUACUCCCCACCACCUGCUCCUGUUGUGAAACCACCUCAACCAACACCUGCACCUGUUAGAAGUGAAGGUGUCAUCAUGCCUCCUUCCUCUCGCAACACAGCCCGAGCACUCUUGUUCCAGAGUCGCUUUGGCAGUGGCCGCAGGUUCCGUACCCCAAAAACAGAGAUUAUUAGUACAACGAUUUUAGAGGACCACGGAGGAGAGGAGUUUGAAGAAGAGGAAGAGGAAGAGGAGGAUGAUGAUGAUGAGGAAGAAGAGGAUAGCAGUGUGGGAAGCCCAGAUCGGAGGAAUGUCCAGAGUGUGAGAGGUCCCUUAACUCGGGCUUACAGUGAGCCUUGUAGUUCUCAAGCAGCAGCAUCCUAUUCACCUUCAUCUUCCCCUGUCGAGAAUGUUGAAGAGGUUGCCCACUCGACUCCUAAUACAACCCUUGAUCAACCCCCACAACCGCCAGACGUAUCAAUGAUUACCUCUGACACAACACAAGAGGGUGAACAAUCCCAUGCACAGAAUAAUAAUAAUACAGAGGAAAAGGAAUCAAUGGAAACAGCCCUCUGACAUGAGGCUUAAUCUAGUCGUAAUGGAUGAUAAAUAAUGAUGCUCAAAUAUUUUAUACCUGCUUGUGGGAGACAACAGCCUGUUGACCCUUUUUUUUUCUUGUGCUGGCUGAUGAGCUAUGCUUAUUAUGCUGAUGGUAAUAUGACUAGUACUUAAUAAAUUCUAAUUUUUUUGCUCUAUGACCAUUGUCAUCUUGGCAUGACAUUUUUGUGCUUUGUCUUCAAAAUUCCAGUUUCUGUCAUAAGUUUAGCUUUACAAAAUAUAUAGAAAACUUUCAUGUUGUCAGUCUAAAAAUUAGAUAUUGUCACUUUAGCUGUAUUUUUGAAAGGAAUGCUCUGACAUGUUAAAUGAUUUGCAUUGUACACAACUCACCAAUUGUGCCCUCCCACCCCAUUGGUGUAGUGCCAAUAGACUGGCUGUGGAUGGGCAAUAUUGGUGACAGAAAGUGUAGAACCUAUGAGCAGUUUACCCUCAGACCUCUGCGAGACUGACAUAUUGCCAGCCUUCAAGCAUGCAUGCUCUUAGGGCUUUGGGGUUUUAUAAAUAGGUUCUUGUAUCUGUGUUUCAUAAAUAUAUAUUUUUCUUGUCUGAUGUUCAGUAAACUUGACUUGAUCCAGGCUGUUGUCUUGAUUGAAUGUUGAUGCAUCACUGCAGUCUUCACUUUGUUACUUACAAAUCCAUUUUCAUUCCAGUUUGUUGGUUUCAAAGCUGGAGGUGAUUUGUAAUUUGUAUAUGAUUCAUACUUGUAAGAUUUAAACACAGCUUCACUCAUCAGCUCAUAAAACCAACAGAACUGAUCAUUCUUAUAAAAGAAGUCAGGGAUUUUGACUCUAAAAGCCAAGAUUUUUUUCUUAAUUAUGAAAGACUGAUUAUUGUAGUGUUGAAAUGGAUUUGAAAUUGCUGAUUUUCUCUGGAAUAUAUAACUGGAUUUUAUCUGAAAUGUACUGCUGUCUAUAGUGUAAGUUAUAGUGAAAAGAUUUUGUGUCUUUUGAAAUCUGCUGCACCUUGGUUUCUGCUCAGCUGCCCAAGGAAAUACAAAGGUACUACUCGUCUCAGGGGUACACACAGUCUUGCACAACCAUCUCCUGUUUGUGCAGCAGGCCAAAGUCAUGCAUUAUUCCAUUGAACUUUGGACCAUGUGACCUUCAACCAUAAGCACAAAGUCAUUUAUACAAUCCAGAAAGCACCAGACAUCUCAUGUUUUACCAUAGUAUCAGAUAACCAUUUUACUUGUAGGAUUUAUACAAGGAGGAAGUUGGAUUACAACUGUCAACAGUAUUUUUGCUGCUGUAUCUCAUUUAGAUGGGCAGGUUCAGUGCAUAUGCAGGAAAAUGCAUAGCAGAAAUAUUUUUAUGUAUAUUUAAUUUAUUGGUUUAUAUCCAAUUUUGUAACUGUGAAGGACUUAGUCAAUAUUCUCACUUAGCAGAAUUAUGAUCUCAAAGACUGAAUUUUUAUUUAGGGUAUAUGCUCUCCCUUUAUACUCAUUAAAGUUCCUUAACAUUCCCAAAAGACACAGACUAUUCCAUACUUGCUAAACUAACCAAUUUUAGGUUUUGAAAGCCUAAAGAUUGAACACAUUGUCUGAAUUAGGAAGUGCCUUUUUGUCCCUUGAUCAGUUCAGCCAUGUAUCAUUUGUUGUAGCAAUAACUUAUAUCUUGUAAAUAUUGUAUAUUGAUCAUACAGGCUUAUAGGAUAGGCAACUCCUGUCCCUGUAUUUAGUUUUUUACUGGACUGUAUAAUUAUGCUUUAGCCAUGUUAGACUUACCAUGUAUCCUUUGAAGCUGGUUUCUUAGGAAUGAAACCAAAGUAUUUUCCUGUCUUCAAGAAUUUCAAUAAAUAAGAGCUUGAGAAUGCCAAGCUCUCUGCUCAAACACAGGAUACAUUGAUAAAGACACUUUUGUAAUUAGUGCUUCAUAUUUUAAUUUUAUUUUUCACUGUGUUUUAAUUCCCAGUAUGUUACAAUUUAAGUAAAUAUUCUGUAAAGAAAAAAUAUUGUAAGAUGGUUUUUAUCUCAGGUCAUGAUACCUGACAGUUGUCAGUUAACUACUACUGUACCAAUAAUUUAUGUAAUACUGUAUUUUAAAAUUGAUGCCAAAUUAUAAAAGUAUAAACAGUGAAUAAUAGCAGGAAAACAAACUGUGCUGUUUAUUGCCAUUGCUGAGUCUUCCUUCAUGACAUUUACAGUCUGUGAACAUGACACCAAAGUUGAGCUGCACCUUGGAAGAUCCCUUGCAUAUUCUUCUUGCAAUUGUAUGUUUUUGAGUUUCCAUGGGGGUUAGCAAUAAAGACAUGACCUAAAA
Molecule: messenger RNA, 8873 nt
Organism: Penaeus indicus
Lineage: Eukaryota; Metazoa; Arthropoda; Malacostraca; Decapoda; Penaeidae
Exons: 7
Coding region: 1-6573 (2190 amino acids)
Source: RefSeq, a predicted model, not a curated record